Messenger RNA from Paramecium primaurelia, 1374 nucleotides. NCBI's taxonomy places the organism in Eukaryota, Ciliophora, Oligohymenophorea, Peniculida, Parameciidae. The record is from the annotation of a GenBank genome assembly.
AUGAAAAAUAAAUCAUCGGAUAAUUUAAAAUUACUGAUUUAAACGAAAAAACAUUGUAAUGUUUUAAUACAAUAUUUUAGGUCAUGGCAUGGAAAAACAAAUUUUGUGUACGAUUAAUUUUAUAAAAAUAAAGUAGGGCUAUCUAAGAUCUCUUGUGAGGUUGAAUAUACUAUAUAAUUAAAUUAUCAUUAAUGUAAUAUAGCAUUUGAAUAAAUAUUAGAUGAAGCAGACUAAAAGAAAAUAGACUUUACACUCAAAUUAUAAAAUGAGAAAAGUUAUGAUAAAAAAUGCGAAAUUUAAAUAAACUCAGAAUAUUAGAAUUAUUUAUCAAGCAUUUAAGAAUAAAUAUUGCUUUAGAGUACUUUUUUAAAUGUAUUAUCUCUUAUAUGAUUUUGCUGUGUAAAAAAAUUGAUUAAAAGAGUUGAAAGAGAUUAUGAAAAUUCUAUUGCUUAAAGAGUAAAUCUAAUUAUUUUAUUUAGAUUUCUAUUCUCUGUUUAGGUUUUGUGUCAAUUUUUAAUUCAUUCAUAGCAUUUGAAAAUAUUCGUUUACCAUAUACAGGAGACGUAUAAAUUUAUAAUUACAUCAUAUUAGUAUUUCGAAUAUGUUAUUUUACUUGCAUUUUUCUUUUUUUGCCUUAUUUUCAGCAUUAAUGUAUCAUUAUUUUGGGUCAUUUCUAGAAAAAGAGUUUAAUCUUAAAACUUAAGUUUAAUAAAAUUUUUCAUUAAAUAUGUUCUUAUAUAUUGUAAGAAUUUAUUAUUAUUAUUCAAUAGGUAUUUCAUUCUAUAAUUUGUUUGAUUUAUUAUAAAAAUAUAAAUAGUAGAAUUCAUUUUUAUUGAUGAUAGGAUUCUUUAUGACUCCUUAAAUUAUACACAAUAUUAGAUUAGGAACUAAUCCAAAAUUCAUACCAGAAUAUAUAUUUGGAUUGUUAUCUAUCAAUAUUGCUGCUCCUGUAUAUUAAUAUAAUAGUAUAAGGUAUAUUUCAAAGGAUUUACCUUUAAUUUUGGAACAUCAAAACUAUAACUUGAAUUUUGUAUUUGCUGGGUUUUAAUCUACUUGGUUUAAAUUUUUAUAUUGUAUAUCCAAUAUAAAAAGGGUCCUCGUAAAAUUAUACCAAGAUGUUUAUUACCAAAAUAAUACAAUUAUUAUUAAGAUUAUAGACCAUAACAACUUGAAGAAGCUUGCACAAUAUGUUUGUUACAUUUAAUGAUUGAGCCUGAUUAAUAGGAAUAAGAUUUAGACAGACUUUAAUUUAGUAGAAAACUAAUGAUUACACCCUGUGGACAUAUAUUUCAUCCUUCAUGUUUAUAAAGUAGGAUGGAAAUAAAAUUAUUUUGUCCUACUUGCGGAAAUGCUAUUCCUCCAUUUUAUGAAUGA